AUGAUCCUUCCUCGCCCUGUCACCACAAUGUGUGGGAUUUUCUUUUCGUUGAGCCCAUCAAGCUUGACGCCACCAACACAGGAGACUUGCGAUCUGCUCAAACAGCGAGGGCCAGACAGCUACAAAACUCACACGUUACAAAAAGAUAUCAAGGCUCAGGAUGGGUCAGCUCCACCCCUUUCCUAUUAUCUUACCUUCACGUCGACAGUCCUUUCAUUGAGAGGUGACCAUGUGUACACUCAGCCAAUCGUAGACCCCACCACCCAGUCUGUGCUCUGCUGGAACGGAGAAGCCUGGAAGAUCAGUGGGGAGCGCGUCCAAGGAAACGAUACAGAGCGCGUGUUCAACUUAUUUCUGCAGGCAGUUCAAUGUGAAUCCAGCGAUGCUAUCGAACGAAUGGCUGCAGCUAUUGGAAGUCUUUCUGGGCCAUUCGCCUUUGUGUUCUACGAUGCAGUUCACUCAAGACUCUUCUACAGCAGGGAUUGCCUGGGAAGAAGAUCCCUUCUCGAGGGGAUUGAUGAACAUGGCAACCUGAAGAUCUGCAGCAUUUGCGAUAGCUCAUCAAUUUCUUGCUUCAAGGAGGUGGGAACGGAAGGCGUUUAUACGAUUAAUCUCGAACGCACUGAAGAUUCUCCGGUUUCUCCCACGGAGUUGUGCCAUAUUCAGACCUUGCCGUGGAGCUCAGAUGCUUCAUCAGUUGCAGGUCAUAUUAGAAAACCAAUUUCUCCAAUGAACACAUCUCUGCCCACAGAGCAGCCCCCUGCACUGACAACAGACUCUCCAUUCGUCGAGGAGCUUGAUUCAAUGCUACGCCAGUCCCUGGAGCUGAGGAUACAGAACGUGCCAGAGCCACCAAACUACCUUCCAGGCAAGACCGCGAAAACCGCGGUCCUUUUCUCCGGUGGCCUGGACUGCACACUCCUCGCAAGACUCUCUCACGACAUCAUUCCCCUCGAAGAGCCAAUUGACCUCCUCAAUGUGGCAUUUGAAAACCCUAGGGUGGCAGCUGCUGCAAAAGCCACCCCACAAAACUCGUCAUCACCAUCACUCUCAAUCUACGAAAACUGCCCAGACCGAAUGACCGGCCGUUCGGCACAUAUUGAACUCCAAAAAACAUGUCCUGGGCGUACCUGGCGAUUCAUUGCCAUUGAUAUCCCCUAUUCUGAAACUCUCCAACACCGCGAGCAAGUAAAGCGCCUAAUGAGACCCCACAACACCGAAAUGGACCAAUCCAUCGCAUGUGCCUUGUACUUCGCAUCUCGUGGGCAAGGAACAAGCCAAACCAGCUCAGCCGACCCGCAGUCACAACCAUUACCUUACACAACAUCCGCACGCGUUCUCCUCUCGGGCCUCGGGGCAGAUGAGCUCUUCGCAGGCUAUGGCCGUCAUGGUGUUGCUUUCACCCGCGGCGGAUUCCAAGACCUCAUCGCCGAGAUCAACCUUGACGUCAGCCGUCUUGGCUCGAGGAAUCUCGGCCGCGAUGACCGCGUCCUCUCUCACUGGGGUCGGGAAACUCGAUUUCCGUAUCUGGACGAAGAGUUCGUGGCGUGGGUGUCGCAAGCCCCGGUGUGGGUAAAAUGCGGUUUUGGACUUCCUAAGACUGAGGCGACAGCUGAUAUCGAUUCUGAGAAAUUGGCGUUGCGGCUUGUUGCCCUUCGGCUAGGCUUGUCAAAGGUUUCUCGUGAGAAGAAGAGAGCUAUUCAGUUUGGGGCGAGGACGGCGAAGAUGGAAACGGGCAGAUCGAAAGGCACGGAUGCCUUGAGCUGA
Molecule: messenger RNA, 1767 nt
Organism: Penicillium antarcticum
Lineage: Eukaryota; Fungi; Ascomycota; Eurotiomycetes; Eurotiales; Aspergillaceae
Product: asparagine synthetase domain-containing protein
Exons: 2
Coding region: 1-1767 (588 amino acids)
Molecular function (GO): asparagine synthase (glutamine-hydrolyzing) activity
Source: RefSeq, a predicted model, not a curated record